Molecule: messenger RNA, 7155 nt
Organism: Ceratina calcarata
Lineage: Eukaryota; Metazoa; Arthropoda; Insecta; Hymenoptera; Apidae
Gene: Sin3A
Product: SIN3 transcription regulator family member A
Exons: 18
Coding region: 2521-7155 (1544 amino acids)
Biological process (GO): negative regulation of transcription by RNA polymerase II
Cellular component (GO): Sin3-type complex; chromatin
Molecular function (GO): transcription corepressor activity
Source: RefSeq, a predicted model, not a curated record
GCACGUAGGUCGAUGUCCGAAAAUCGUCGGCCAAUCCACGCGCGGCUUUCUCGUCGGGGAACCAGUCAAGCACGUUGACAGAUAUGCAACGGUUGGCCGCAGGAGCUUGCAUAUUUCGAAUGGCAUUUUCUCGUGCGGAUAACGACGUAUCGCGUAUCGCUUCGAUCUAUCGGAUCAGGCGAAAUUCUCGUGACGAUCCACCGGUUUUCGAAGAAAUGCGCGAUUUCGGUGCGAGUGCAGCCCAUUUUGCGCAGUUUCCAUGACCCAGAUUACGAUGGGGAGUUCGCUCGCCUUUCGGAACAGCUGUUGGCCGCACAAAGAUGUCGGCCGCGGGGAAACGCUUGGAUAUUUGGUGUAUUGCGCGCGCCUCUUGGCGGCUUCGCCGCCACAAUUUUCAGGCCCGUAUCAACACGCGACACGUUAGGCGCCUCGCGGAUUUUGUUCACACGCAACGAUGCAACCUGCGGUUCCCUUCAAGGAUGAUAUCUCGAUCGGAACUUUUCUGUGAUCAAUCACGAUAAGUAGGUUUUCGAUUCAAACUAUCAUUUAUCGAAAGAUAGAAACUCUCGCAGCGACAAACCGAGUCGUAAACGAAAUUACUACCGAGAACUGCCUAUUAAAAAAUUGUGUUCUGCGUUUAAUUUUGUAAUGCCGUUUCUUUUUUUUCUUCGUUUUUGUCUUUCUCCUUGCUCUUUCUCUUCACUCGACGUUGUCCGUGCAAACCAUCGAGGCUCAGCUUGUACGAAAUUGCUCGUCUGAUUUGCUGUCUUAUGUGAAUUUGAUCGUCUUUCGUGACGUUAUUAAAAUUACAUAUGCUGUAAAGAUACCGCCGCCGCCGUCGCCGCGGUGAUAUUCGAAGUAGCAAAAGUUCCGAAGCUCGUCGUCGUAGAACUUAGUUUUUCGUCUUUCGGUAAUCUGUUAUGUUACGUGACGUAGGAGUUCGUGCGGAAGUGUCAGCUUCGAAUAAAACUUAUUUAUUUGGAUUUGAACGGCAUUCGAGAUUGUUCAUACGCGCUUCUCGACGUACUCUACAUGUACGUACGUGCGACGUGCGUGCUUACGUAUGUAUUUACACACACGUGUGCACGUGCGCGUGAUACUUGGACGCGUUAGUCGUAUGCCGUGUAUCGUCGAUAUUAACUACAGUAAUGUACCGUGUAUGAUCGUCGUUGUUAAGAACGUUCGUCGUCGACGAUGUUCUGUAGCAACAACAUUCCGUAUGAUUCCGGGCACCACCGGUUGAAGCGAUUGAUAUGUGUGUACGUAUACGCAUUUAUUUGGUACACGUCCUCCCGGCGAACACAGUGAAAAAAAUGAGUGAAGAACAAUAGAGGUUCGCCGCGAAGAAAAGUUUGGCGGGUAGCUUUGGCGCGGUGCGUGCUGCAUGGCACACGUAUAUGUAUAGAUACGCUGCUUUGCAGGAGGUACCCCGCGAGUCGUCGGGGAACAGAGACCAGAGACGCUGAACGGAUGAAUACGGUCCUGCGCGAUCCCCUCCACCUUCCUCGUCCCGCUACGCGACCAGUCAGUUCCUUGUUUGCCAUACAAAAUCCAAUAGUUUGCCUUGUACCUCGAGAGAGUGCGAAUAUGCCUUUUGCAUUUGCCUUUUUUUUUAAAAAGUGCGGUAACUCGUCGAUAUACUCGCGAAAAUGUGCAUUUUACUGAAUCUGUUCACACACACGACAAGAUUCCGGUGGUUUUGAGGCGGAGAUACUAAGAGAGCAUAGUGAAUCCUUCGUCCGGAGAGCUACACAGGCCGACCGGCCCGUUAAGGCUUCGUCGAUUUUUUGGUCGAGUGAAAAGAACGGGGCCGAAGCUUUCGUCGGGCCGACGAGCGAAUUUCGGUUCGAGGACCGGGAAAAGGAGCUACCUGUGUCUACUGCGAGAAGAAAACGUAGACGUAGUGUGUGUGUGUACGCAGCUCGCGAAGUGUGUACGUUGGAAUAUCUCGAGAGGUGGACUCUUUUGUGUAAAAGGAGCGACGGCAGGACGAAUAUUUUUUCACUGGAGCACUCGGGAAAAUGUGUUAUGUAUUUACGUGGAAUAUUGCGUAACGUCGAGGGCCGGGAAGUGUUUGGAAACGUGCAACACUGACAAACCUCACUUCGACGACUUCGCGGCGCGGCCCGUGGUAACUGGUAACGUGCGUCCGUGUGUGCAGCUGGCUUUACCGGCUCUAUUUCGUCGUCUCUUCUGUCCGAACGAAAAUUCUCUCCUGCUACUGCCAGCCUGUCCGCCGCCGCCGCCGCCGCCGCCGCCGCCGCUGCCGCCGUCGCCGUGUAUCGCGAUACAGAAAUUUUUCCGCGCGGUAACCAACCAAUUCCACACCGACGCUUGUGUUUCUCCUCGUGGAACGGUGGAACACAAACUUUCCUCGUGAACGGAAUCGACAUCGGCACAACUUUGACUUUCAACCUCGACCACUUGCCUUACUGGAUCGGAACUCGCGACCAAAUUUUUUGCUGCAGCAACCCGCGACACUCUUUUCAGAUGGAAAUUGCGUUUCCAAUGUGAUCUGCGAUGAAACGUGUUCGUGGGCUGGACGAGGUAGCAUCACCAGCAGCAGCAACGUUAAAGCACUCGUCGUCGGUGAGUGCGGGAAGUGGCUUAGGCGGCGGAGGAGGUGGCUUGGAGUUCCAUUCGAGCAGCGGAAUAGGCGUUGUCGUACCUGGCCAAGCAGUUCGAACAGUCGGUUCGAAAGAAAUGCCGGGAAGCAUACAAUUCGGAACUGCCCAAACUCAACAGCAAUACGCCGGGGCAAUCGUAGUACCGACCGCGGCUCCGUCCCCCAUUAAGGGAAGUGGAUCCACGGGACUCGGUACGUGUGGCAGUAGCAGUGUAAAUACCGGUGGUGGGUUACACGGUGGAAUAGGUGGUGGUAGUGGGAGCAACCAUAGUAUGAGUUCCCAGCAGCCUACGCCAGGAGCACAGAGUCAAGUUCAUGCCCAGCAGCAACCGACGAUAAGGCAAAAGGUCCAUUCUAGCAAUGUGACACCGUUAGCUUCUACUCCACCGGGCACCAGUCUGGGUGUCGGCAGCGGGUCCCAGCAGUUUCAGAGAUUAAAAGUGGAGGAUGCAUUGUCUUAUUUGGAUCAAGUCAAGUAUAAAUUUAGCGAUCAACCCCAGGUGUACAAUGAUUUUUUGGACAUUAUGAAAGAGUUUAAAUCGCAGAGCAUAGACACACCGGGGGUAAUAACGAGAGUGAGCCACUUGUUCAAAGGACAUCCCGAGCUCAUCGUCGGUUUCAAUACUUUUCUUCCACCCGGAUAUAAGAUAGAGGUGCAAGCGAACGAGCAGGGAUACGCGUUUCAAGUGUCGGUCAGUAUGCCGAGCCCGACAGCAACGCACACCGCCACUUUGUCUCAGCAUCACUGCACCGUUAACGUUGGUUCGCCUCCCGUUGCCAGUCCGCCGACGCAACCGGCGAAAGCUCCGCCAGUUUUACAAAUAAUGCAGGGAACCGGGAACAUACAUCACUCGCUGGCCAACAAUAUCUCUAAUAACAGUUUGACGGUGCACGCGCCUUCGCCACCACCGCCGGUACCGGCGUAUAAUAAUUCGCAUGUUAGCGCGGCUCAAGUACAGGCCGUGAGUCAAGCGUUGAGCCAAGCACAAGACGGUAUACCGACUAGCGGGCAAACUCAACAGAAUCAACCAAAUCGAUUCCAAGGCCAGCCGGACAAAUACAAGAGAUUUUUAGAAAUCCUCCAUACUUAUCAAAAGGAGCAACGGAAUCUGAAAGAGUCUGGACACAUGGGUGGCACGAGCGGCUCUGGCAUAUCCGGGGGUGUGAAACAUUUGACGGAAGCCGAAGUUUACAGUCAGGUCGCUAAAUUGUUCGAGAAUCAAGAAGAUUUGCUCGAGGAGUUUGGCCAGUUCUUGCCCGAUGCUACCAAUCAACAGAGUUCACUGAGCAACAAGACUACGAUCAAUGAUCACGCGCCGAUCGUGAAGAAACCAUUGGGACCUAAAGCACCUUACAAUAAUUCGGGGACUGUUUCUCGGGAUAUCCGUGAGUCGAGCGGCACCGGCGGUACGAUGGAACGUGAAAGUCGUGAUCACAGGGAUCGCGAACGAGAACGAGAUAGCAGAUCCGGUAUACGAGAUAUGAAUAGUGUACAAAAGUUUAGUCACUCUACGGGACAGUUGAAAAGAAGUCCGUCAUUCUCACCUUCGGUAACUGCCGCCGUCGCCGCCGCUGCCGCCGCCGGCAACUCCCACCAUAUACCGCACGGUCCGCCUCCGUUGAAGAAGCAUAAGGUGUCGUCUAUGCGCGAAUGCGUCACGAUAGCGGAAGCUGGAAAAUACGGCAGUCUCAACGAUUACGCUUUCUUCGACAAGGUUCGCAAAGCGUUGAGAUCGCAAGAGGUGUACGAAAAUUUCCUUAGGUGUUUGGUCCUGUUUAAUCAAGAGAUAGUUUCGAAAUCGGAGCUGGUGCAGUUGGUAACGCCGUUUCUCGGUCGAUUCCCCGAACUCUUGCGCUGGUUCAAAGAUUUCCUGGGCCAUUUGCCGGAAUCGUCGAACACGACGAACGCGGCGAACGCGAACAGCAGCGCGUUGAACGUAGAAGCGCUACCGAACAAUGUAGUGCGAAGUCAUCAAGAGCGACCGCAAGGCGACCUGGCGAUGGAAAUCGAUUACACGGCGUGCAAACGCUUAGGGGCGUCGUACUGCGCGUUACCAAAGUCUUAUGUUCAACCAAAGUGUACAGGAAGAACGCAAUUGUGCAAAGAAGUCCUCAACGACACGUGGGUUUCGUUUCCGACUUGGUCCGAGGACAGUACGUUCGUAACGUCGAGGAAAACGCAAUAUGAGGAAUUCAUUUACCGAUGCGAGGAUGAACGAUUCGAGUUAGACGGUGUUAUAGAAACUAACGCGUCGACCAUCAGAGUUCUCGAGGGUGUUCACAAAAAGAUGAACAGAAUGAGUCAGGAAGAGCUUCAGAAAUUCAAACUGGAUGACUGUCUCGGUGGCAGUUCUCCCACGAUUCAUCAGAGAGCUCUGAAGAGGAUAUACGGUGACAAGGCUGCCGAUAUCAUAGACGGUCUUAAGAAAAAUCCUGUGGUAGCCGUCCCCGUGGUCCUUCGUCGUCUUAAAAGCAAAGAAGAGGAAUGGCGGGAAGCGCAGAAGGGUUUCAAUAAAAUCUGGAGGGAACAGAACGAAAAGUACUACUUGAAGUCUCUGGAUCAUCAAGGCAUCAAUUUCAAGCAGAACGACGUGAAAGCCUUGAGGUCGAAGAGCCUGUUCAACGAGAUCGAAACGUUGUACGACGAGAGGCACGAACAAGUGGACGACGGGAACGGCGACGGACAAAAUAACACCGGCCCUCAUCUCGUGUUACCUUACAAAGAUAAAUCUGUCCUGGACGAUGCGGCGAAUCUUCUGAUUCAUCACGUGAAACGUCAAACGGCCAUCCACAAGGAAGACAAGCAACGAAUAAAGCUGUUGUUGAAGCAUUUCAUACCAGAUCUUUUCUUCCAUCCACGACAGGAAUUGAGCGAUGACGAGAGAGAUGAAGAUGACGAGAAGGAAGACCUGAACGUAGCCUGUAGCAAUUCGAGCCAGUCGGUAACGAUGAGUGCCACCACUCCGCUAGGCGGUGGACUCCAAGCGAACAGAAAUAAAACUUCGGUGUCUCCGAACGCGUCUUCCAACGCGUCGGUCAAGACCGAGCCCGAUGUCAAAGUACCGAUCCAUGCCAUGUCGAACGAUCCCGAGGAAGCGUACACGCUCUUCAUGGGUAGUAACAAUUGGUACCUUUUCUUGAGGUUACACCACGUACUGUGCGAAAGAUUAACGAAGAUGUACGAUCGGGCCGUGGCUCUUGCCGAGGAAGAAUCGCGGUACAAACAGCAGCGGAAAGAGAGUACGGCGGUCGCGCUGCGAUUGAAACCUAAGAACGAGAUUGAGAUCGAGGACUAUUAUCCUGCAUUUUUGGACAUGGUUAAGAAUGUCCUGGACGGAAACAUGGAGAGUACCGCUUAUGAGGACACGCUGCGAGAGAUGUUCGGUAUUCACGCGUACAUAGCUUUCACGCUGGACAAGGUCGUAACGUAUGCUGUCAGACAAUUACAGCAUUUGGUCUCGGACCCGAUAUGCCAGCAGUGUAUGGAACUAUUCCAACGGGAACAGCGGCAACCGAAAGAGAGUAGUGGCGCGGGUGGUUUAUGCGCUACCGCAUACAUGAGACUCGGUGCGGAAAUGUCGUAUCAGCGGAAAGCUGAGAAAGCUAUGGCCGACGAGAACUGCUUCAAGAUAUACAUUUACAAGAAGGACUGUAAAAUGACGAUGGAAUUGUUGGACACGGAAGGCGACGAGGCGAUGGACAACAGUUGUAGAGAAAGGGAAAGGGAAGGAGUUACGGUAUCUGGAAAAUGGUCUACGUAUGUUGAGAGGUUUUCUGCUCCCGCAGCUGGUCAGACCAGUCCGAAAGACACCCCUGCCUUAACAGACAAUGAGCCGACGACCAAUCAUCCUGUGAGUAACGACCAGGCAGGAAGGGGGGGGAGGGGCAGAAAGCGCAAGAACACUGACAUUAGCAAGAAGAUCGAUGGGAACGGUUGGAGUUCUUUAGGCAGAAUUUUGGCAGGACGUAAACCUGUGUUUCUUUACCGUAAUGUUAGACAAUGGAGAAAAAGAGCUGCGAGGAUGAUGUCGGCGCCCGUGGCCAAUACCGAUUCCGAGAAAGCUGCAGAGUCAACGGAGAAAGAGAAGUUGGACUCUAUGGAUGCGCUGCUGCAGCAACCAACUUUAAGAUUAGCAGAUUCCGGCGAUGCGGCGGACAUAAUCAAUUCCGACGAGACACAAUGCCGUUUCAAUCCCAACAGCUAUCAAAUGCUUUACGUCGCCAGUAAGGAAGCGUUCCUGUACAAACAGAAUUCCUUCAGCCGUGCCAGAGAGUGUCAUCCAACCGUAACGAAACACUUGAACUCUAAGUUCCAUCAAUGGCUCGCAUCCUGGGCAUCUAAAAACGUUGCGGACGUUCAACACCGAUUGUGCCAAGAUUGGUUGAUGGGACGUUACGAAAACUUGAUUCCUCAUAAGACGCGAGUGAUCACGGACAACGAUCAGACGAGAUCGCCUUAUCGACAAUACAAUCGUUACCGCGUGGAACGCUUACAACCAGACGGUCUUCUGACGGAACCGUGCGUGUAA